GCGAAGCCAGCUGUUUCCCGCGUUUUUGAUUCGCGAAUUGCAAUUGGCAGAAGUGCAGCGGCAGUGGAAAGCUGGAAAAUAGCGCAAGCCGCAGGGAAACGCUCACAAUGCAGCGCACUCCGCGCACGUAGAAUUCGCACUUUCUUCCGCAAGCGAUAGGCAACGAAAUUGGCAGUGCCGAAAAGAGACUGAAUCCAGCCGCCGAUUGGGACGACUUCCGCCAGAACUAUUCAACAUGUUUGUCCAGGAUCUGCGCAACGACUUCUACCGCCAGCUGGUGGGCAAGCGCAUCCUGAUUGUGGUCAACUACGACAUCGAUGCCAUCUGCGCCAGCCGCAUCCUGCAGGCCCUCUUCAAGUACGAUCACAUGCUGUACACCGUGGUGCCCAUCAUGGGCGUCACGGGUCUGAAGAGGGCCUAUGGAGAGCACCAGGGCGAUGUUAAGUACGUGGUGCUGGUGAACUGCGGCGGCUGCGUGGAUAUUGUGGAGCUCCUGCAGCCGGCGGAGGACGUGACCUUCUUCAUCUGCGACUCCCAUCGCCCGUUGGAUGUGUGCAACAUCUACAGCGAUCGGCAGGUGUGCAUCUUGGGCGAUGCCUCCUUGGAGGAGAAUAUUCCGGCCUUCGAAACCAUUUUCUAUGACUCUGAUGGGGAAGACGACGAAGAGGACGAGUCCUCUGACCCGGAGCAACAGCACAACGACAGCGGUGCCGGGGAAUCGGAUCAGGAGGACGAGGCGCCAAGGAGCCGCAAGCUUAGUCGCCUGGAGCGGCACGAGCAGCGCGUCUUGAAGCAGCGAGCCCGCCGACAGUGGGAGUCCGAGCGCGACAGGAUUAUGUUCGAGUACACGCAGUUUAGCUACUACGGCAGGUCCGCCGCCUUGAUGGUGUUUGAGUUGGCCUGGAAGCUCUCGAAGGACAACAUGGACCUCCUCUGGUGGGCCAUUGUGGGUAUCACGGAGCAGCUGCUGCUGGGCAAGAUCGAAAGUGGAUCGUACACUUUGGAACUGGAGCAGAUCCAGUCGCAUGUCUCACGUCUGACGAACAAAACGAACGACCAGAACACGAUGAGUGCAUCCAAGAUUACCUUUGAGAACGAUUUGCAUCUGGUUCUGUACCGCCACUGGCCCGUAACGGAGUCCAUGAGGUAUUCCCGCUACUCCUCAUGCCAGCUGAAACUGUGGACACUGCGCGGCGAGAAGAGAUUACACGAGCUGCUGCUCGAGAUGGGACUGCCCCUGGUGCACGCCCGCCAAACGUACGGGGCCAUGGACUUGGUGCUGCGCAAGGAGUUCUUCUCGAUGGUGGAGCGCCUGGCGGAGAAGUACGACAUAGCGGACAUAGUCUAUGGCACCUUCACGCUGAGCUACGGUUACCGCAGUAGAUAUGCUGCGGCGGACUACGUAUAUGCCUUGCUCGCCAUCAUGGAGUCUGUGAAGAAGCACAAGACUCCGGAGGACUGCUUUCUGGAGGCCUCCGAUGCCCUGAGUCGCCAGCACAAGCAGCUGCUCUCCGCGGGAAUCGACCAGGCCAAACUCUUGCACGCUGCUGUUUUUCGGCAGGUGCAGAGCAGCUUGGAAGCACGCCAAGUCCACUCGGCGGGCUCCUUCUUCUACUACGUUCUCCAGGAGGAACACGCGUUCUUCUCUUACCCCUACGCCCUAGGACUGCUGGCACGCUUCCUGUUGCGCGGACACGUAGCCACGAGUAGGGCCAGACAGGCUCCGGAUCUGCCGCUAAUCGCAAGCUGUCCCCUGGACGCCGCGGAGGGCAUGUGCUUGCUGGUGGGCGUUGUCCCGGUGAGGGAGGAUUCGCCGCGAAACUUCUUUGGCAAGGCCUUCGAGCAGGCGGCGCAAAAAAGUGGGGUUGCUCUGCUGCAGGACUUUUUUGAGCCUGCGGUGGUGCAGCUGCGGCAGAGCGACCUCACCCGCUUCCUGGACGCGCUCACGGUUCUGUUGACCUGAUCCACACAUCCAUAUUCUACCUGCUACCGACAUCCCUGCUCAAUCAUAUUACGUGCUAAGCUAGUUUUUAAGGCGAGAGACCUCAUUUGUACACUUAGCUUAAGAUUUUAGCAAACCCUAUUUAUGUGCGAUUAUGUGUUAAUAACUUUUACAUUGCGCCCAGGACCACAAAUCACAAAGUACAGCUUAAGAAAUGUCCUUUUUUUCAACAAUUACUUGUAAAUCUGACCUAGAAUAAAUUUAAAUUCAAGUGUUCACCAUGGAA
Drosophila yakuba is the source of this 2228-nucleotide messenger RNA. RefSeq names its product cell division control protein 45 homolog (gene Cdc45). Gene Ontology annotation, biological process: DNA replication initiation; double-strand break repair via break-induced replication; mitotic DNA replication preinitiation complex assembly. Gene Ontology annotation, molecular function: single-stranded DNA binding; DNA replication origin binding; chromatin binding. Lineage: Eukaryota; Metazoa; Arthropoda; Insecta; Diptera; Drosophilidae. The record is from RefSeq and is a predicted model, not a curated record. The coding region runs from base 236 to 1963 and encodes 575 amino acids. Gene Ontology annotation, cellular component: DNA replication preinitiation complex. The transcript is spliced from 2 exons.